Fraxinus pennsylvanica is the source of this 693-nucleotide messenger RNA. The record is from the annotation of a GenBank genome assembly. NCBI's taxonomy places the organism in Eukaryota, Viridiplantae, Streptophyta, Magnoliopsida, Lamiales, Oleaceae.
AUGGUCUCGAGAACUUUUUUUGCUCCAUUGGAGAGAUUAAAGCUGGAGUAUAUUGUUUGUGGUGAACAGAAGAAUCUUCUUGAACUUGUUAAGACAAUAGCAUCUUCUCAAGGGAUCAGAGGAUUUUGGAAAGGAAAUUUUGUCAAUAUUUUACGUACAGCUCCAUUUAAGUCUAUCAAUUUCUAUGCAUACGAUACAUACAGAAAUCAGCUUCUCAAGUGGUCUGAAAAUGAGGAGACAACAAAUUUUGAAAGGUUACUUGCUGGUGCAGCUGCUGGAAUUACUGCAACUGUUCUCUAUAUACCUAUGGACACUAUCAGGACUGUUAUGGUAGCUCCAGGGGGUGAAGCCUCGGGAGGAUUAAUUGGUACUUUCCGCCACAUGAUCCAAACUGAAGGAUUCUUUUCUCUUUACAAGGGCUUAGUUCCCUCUAUCAUCAGCAUGGCACCUUCUGGUGCUGUUUUUUACGGUGUUUUUGAUAUAUUAAAAUCGGUGUUUCUGGAUUCACCAGAAGGAAUAAAAAGGAUUCAACAUAUGAAACAGCAAGGUGAAGAUUUGAAUGCUUUCGAACAACUUGAGCUGGGCCCAAUAGUCGAACAGGGUGGCUUUCCUGCACUCUAUGCUGGAUUGUCCCGAGCUUAUUACAGGUUUUACCAUCGGCUGCCAUUAGUUAUUUUGUCUACGAGUUCAUGA